CACUUCUGGCUCUUGCUGGGCAUCUACCUGGCUGCCCUCCUGGGCAACGGCCUCAUCAGCACAGCCGUAGCCUGCGACCACCGCCUGCACACCCCCAUGUACUUCUUCCUCCUCAACCUCGCCCUCCUCGACCUGGGCUGCAUCUCCACCACUCUCCCCAAAGCCAUGGCCAAUGCCCUCUGGCACACCAGGCACAUCUCCUAUGCAGGAUGUGCUGCACAGGUCUUUUUCUUUCUCUUCUUCCUCUCAGCAGAGUAUUCCCUUCUCACCAUCAUGUCCUAUGACCGCUACGUUGCCAUCUGCAAGCCCCUGCACUACGGGACCCUGCUGGGCAGCAGAGCUUGUGCCACCAUGGCAGCAGCUGCCUGGGGCACUGGGUUUCUCUAUGCUCUGCUGCACACUGCCAAUACAUUUUCACUGCUUCUCUGCCACGGCAAUGCUGUAGAUCAGUUCUUCUGUGAAAUCCCCCACAUCCUCAAGCUCUCCUGCUCAGAUGCCUACCUCAGAGAAAUUGGGCUUCUUGUGGUCAGUGCUUCUUUAGCAUCUGGGUGCUUUGUUUUUGUUCUUUUCUCCUAUGUGCAGAUCUUCAGGGCCGUGCUGAGGAUGCCCUCUGAGCAGGGACGGCACAAAGCCUUCUCAAUGUGCCUCCCUCACUUGGCUGUGCUCUCCCUGUUCCUCAGCACUGGAAUGGUUGCCUACCUAAAGCCCGCCUCCAUCUCCUCCCCUUCCCUGGAUCUGCUGGUGUCAAUUCUGUACUCAGUGGUGCCUCCAACAGUGAAUCCUCUCAUUUACAGUGUUAGAAACAAGGAGCUCAUGUGUUCAGUGCAGAAUCAGGCCCUUGUUCUUGUUAUACUUUAUGCAGUUGGUGCUUGCCCAGUUUUCUAUCUUGUCCACGUCUCUGUGCAAGUCCUCUUCACCCUCAGUGAAGGCAACAGCUCCUCCCAGUUUGGUAUCAUCGGCAAACUUGCUCAAAACAUCUUCUAG
Gallus gallus (chicken) is the source of this 984-nucleotide messenger RNA. RefSeq names its product olfactory receptor 14A16-like. Gene Ontology annotation, cellular component: membrane. NCBI's taxonomy places the organism in Eukaryota, Metazoa, Chordata, Aves, Galliformes, Phasianidae. The record is from RefSeq and is a predicted model, not a curated record. The transcript is spliced from 2 exons. Gene Ontology annotation, molecular function: olfactory receptor activity; G protein-coupled receptor activity. The annotation marks the transcript as partial. Gene Ontology annotation, biological process: G protein-coupled receptor signaling pathway.